AUGUCUUUUCUGAAGCCUACGUUGACGACGACUGCGAGGCUUGGGGCUACCUUCUUGUCUCCUGACGUCAGUUCAAUCCAGAUGAACGCCUUUGAGCAUGGUCCUUCUACUGGACCUCUCUUAGAAGCAGCAGAUUCUGAUAAUCUUCUUAUUAAUUGCAUUGAAUCUGUAGGUAUUUUCAGCACCUAUAGUUUCGAAUUCUGAGAUUUCCACGGACAAAAUAAACUUCAGAAUAAAUAGACAAGAAAAAUUGUAAGAGUUUUUUCUUUCUACUCGCUAGCAGUUGAUCUUUUGAAUUCUCAUUGAAACGUAACGUUUUUCUUCCUUAAAGUUCUUCGAAAUUGUUUUUCAAUGAGAAUCACGCAUAAUAUUCGAGAAAAUAAAUUAUUAAAACUUUAUGUGUUUAGAGCGUUCCGAUAAUGUACUCACUGGUUAUAAACAAAAAGCUUAUUUUUGUCGACACCAAGUGGAAGAUUUUCAGCGCUCGCAGAAAAAGUCGUCUCGAGCAGAGCAGCCGGUUAAUAGACUCGAAUCGCAAAUUUACGCCAUCUACCGACAAGAAGUGGCCAACUGCGACGCAGGAGGCCGCAGCACUCAACAUAUUGGCAACGAUUGGUUGCGCAAUGUCGCUACCAGGAUGCUCGUUUGCAAAGGAGAAUCCACAGGAAGCGUCACCGACUCGUGGAUUCGCGGCUUCAAGCGACGUUACAACGUCAAGUACUACAAAGGCCGUAAACACGCUCAAAACCAGAGCAGUUAUGUGACGAAAGACCAGGAGGGUUCCGAAGAUGACGUUCAAGUAGACGUAACCAAUGAUGGUGAACCGAAUGAACCUACAGCUCGAGAAGCGAUAAGUUCAAGUCAAAACCUUGAAAAAUCUAAAAAGAGCCGAAAAAAACGCAAAAGCGAGGAAACCGGCCCUGCAACAAAAGGUAAGAUCCCACUUUACGAAAAAAUAGAAUAAGGAUACACUUUUUUUCUCUCACCCAAUUACAAACGAAGAAAAACUGAACAACUAGUUUAAUAAUUUGCAGCACGUCGUUGGGAAAAGCUGGAAUAUCCCUUGGUGGAGAAACAUCUCUUUCAACGAAUAUCGGCCCGUCAAGCACGACAAGAGCGGCUCUCAAACCCUUGGAUUCAAGAUGAAGCCAGAACUAUUGCUCGUUCGCUCUACAGUAUCGAAGAGGCCGAAAAAGCCGAUUUCAACGACCGCUGGUUAAGUCAGUUCCGGAAGCGCUAUCAAGUUGAGCUCAAGGUAAGUAUGGAUAUUUUCUUUGGUAAAUUCGACUUCCAGCCGCCAAACUGCGCCGAACAAACCCGGUUGUGCCCUGAUCCAUUUCAAAAUGACUCAAGUAUACUGGAAUCCUCAAAUGCUCAAAUCAAAAAUGAAGAUGGAGCGAUGCCGGACCUCGAGCAGCUUUGUUUCCUACUAAAGAGCUCGCAAACCCUUUUUCCUCGUCUCACGUACCCCUCAAUGCCUACCGAAACUUUUAAUCAGUAUCUUUGGCUUAACCAGGCGAUCAAUUUUGCAUCACUGCUAGGCGUCCAGCCUUUCUCUCAGCCUUGA
Caenorhabditis auriculariae is the source of this 1567-nucleotide messenger RNA. NCBI's taxonomy places the organism in Eukaryota, Metazoa, Nematoda, Chromadorea, Rhabditida, Rhabditidae. The record is from the annotation of a GenBank genome assembly.